Molecule: messenger RNA, 3523 nt
Organism: Nematostella vectensis (starlet sea anemone)
Lineage: Eukaryota; Metazoa; Cnidaria; Anthozoa; Actiniaria; Edwardsiidae
Product: AT-rich interactive domain-containing protein 3C
Exons: 9
Coding region: 133-1638 (501 amino acids)
Biological process (GO): regulation of transcription by RNA polymerase II
Cellular component (GO): nucleus
Molecular function (GO): DNA binding
Source: RefSeq, a predicted model, not a curated record
CUAAACUCAUGGCACGGUUAUUAGAUUGGUGUUUAGCUCUACAUCGCAUCGAAGGCCUUGAUUAAAAGCUGCAUUUUAAUCCACGGACCCGAGGGUGACAUAAAAUUGCUGUCACGAUUGCCCAGGACUUCAAUGGAACUAUCCGACGUCUCACUAUCUCAGCUGCAACCAUUUGGAUACAAACUAACUGCCAAGUUUCCUCAUCAAAAGAAUCGCGUCGUAAGGGAGAUGUACCGCUCUGAUAGUUCACCGUUCGCAAGUUUUGUGCGCCCAAGCCGAUAUAUGGACAUGCUAAGAGUUGAUCGAAUGGACAGAGCCAGGGAUAAUUCCUACCGCAAGGUCACUGAGAGAGAUGGCGGUAAGGUUUUGGCUGAUCGAGAUCGCGAAUCGGGCAACAGAUCUUUCGGAAUUGUGGAGAGUAGAAUGGCUGAACUUGAUGACAUCCAAAGGUCUAUGGCAGAGGACGAGGAGGCAUUUGUCGAGAGAAAAUACACCCCUAGGAAAUCAAGCUUUGAAGAUGGUCAAGACAAACUACGCGAUAACGUUCAGUAUUCAUCAUCCGUUCGUAUCCCCAAGCGUGAAUCUUCCCCGACUCCAGAACACAGUUCACGCUACCUAACUCCAAGCCCUGCCGUAGAUCGCAUCUCGACUCAUGAAUGGACAUUUGAAGAACAGUUCAAACAGUUGUAUGAGCUUGGAGAUGAACCCGAUAGAAAGACAUUUUUAGACGAUUUAUUUGCCUUUAUGCAAAAAAGAGGGACACCGGUAAACAGGGUUCCCAUCAUGGCAAAACAGACACUAGAUCUGUAUAAAUUAUUUCGUCUGGUCGUAGAUAAAGGCGGACUUGUUGAGGUUAUCAAUAAGAAAAUAUGGCGUGAAAUUAUCAAAGGAUUGAAUCUGCCUGCUUCUGUCACGAGUGCGGCGUUCACUCUACGAACUCAAUACAUGAAGUAUCUCUACCCGUAUGAAUGCUCGAAACGCAAACUCUCAACCCCCUCCGAGCUCCAGGCUGCCAUUGACGGCAAUCGACGCGACAGCAGACGGACAUACGGGUCCUUCGGGUCACCUGGCAAUCACGAUAGCUACUCUCGCACCAGUCCCCCUUCUUCGUACUCAACGAACCACUCGCCCGGACUAUCGCACCGUUCGAGUCCUGGAACGUCCCCCACGGGGGAGGAGGUACACGUUCCGCCAACUGUACACGGAAACAAUGGUGUAGCCGUUUUACAUUCCCCCGGCCUCAGUCACCGCACAACCCCAGAACUUACCGGAAACAAGAGAGCUGCAAGUCCGGAAAUGACGUCACGAAUAUCAAGUAAUGACAGGUCUCCGUCUGGCUCGCCCGUAAAAAAGUUCGCGGGCUCAAAUGAUCGUGACGGACGACCUCAUCACCACGUACCGUGGACGCAUAUCAAGAUUCAGACACCACCGAAAGGUUUCACUCUGUCGAGCCAGGGUCAAUACCAAGAGCCUGGCUCCCCGAGACCACGUGACAACAACAAGCAGCUCCCACUAACGUUGCUUGACCAAGUCAGCGAUAACUCGCUUCUAGUCUCCGUGGAACUGAAUGGCAUAGCUUACCAAGGUGUUCUGUUUGCAAGGCAACCAGGGAGACCUCAUUCUCCGGUAGACCAAUAGUCAAACAAUCAUAUUGCCUUUAAGGAUGUCCUUUUGUGGUGAUGGUAAAAUGUCAUAAUAUAGAAAUUCUAAAAAAAGCAUCGGCCCUAUUUAUUGCUUGCCUGUGCUUUCCACCAAAUCCAGUGGUCUUAUAUUGGACGUUUAUCUUUAUUUCUUCGCCCUAGACUCCAAGCUGCCGUUGUAAUUAAAGCCAGCAGUAUAGAAUUAUGUAGUUAAGUAGUUCUCGAACAUAGAAAUGGAUUAUUUAGAUUUAGUGGGGUUGUAGAUAAAAUAAUAACACAGAAAUUUAAUAUGAUGCUUAGAAAAUGAGCCAAGCUCAUCAGAAUUUUACCAUAGAUAACUGUGAUUCUUGAUAUUCUUUUUACUUCGAACUCGUCAAAGAUUUCCAUCUCACAAAACUCUUUCGGACUUCCGUCAUUCAAACUGAAGGAGCUUUUCGAUUGGUUACUGAAAGCCAGAAAGCGAUUAAGUUGUUUGGAAAUCUCUGGUGACUAUGGUCACCAUCUCAUACUCAUGGAGAAUUGCGGAAAUGCAGUCUUGGAAUCUAUGUCCCAAGUGUGUCUUUUUGUAGAAAGUUGAUAAGGAUAUCUCUUCUGUUUACCCUAAAUCUCGUUUGUACAUUAAGACAAAAAAUCGCUCUUUUAUAAAGUUUACUUUGGAGAGUUGGAAGGUGUUAUUAAGGCUGUUUCCCAAUUUAUUAUCAUACGCGAUUCUGCAUUUAUUUGCAAUAUUUUAUAACCUUUUUUACAAAAUAUAUUCCCACAUUUGCAUACGCUCGAAAUAUAAUUUCAGAAAAUGCAACCAUUCCCGGUAUAUUUCAAAAGAAUAGAUUGAGCUUAUCCAAGAUCAGCAUCUUUUAGCAUAAUAAGAUGAAGGAAAAAGUGGCGUUAGUAUUAUUGUAAACAACUUCGGCAUCCUUCCAGGUUCUAAGCUGUGAGAAUAUUAAUCAUAAAUCUACCGGACUAUCUUUUGAAAAUUCUUUGACGGGCAGAUCCACAAUUUUCAUUUGUUCAUUUUUUAUAACUUUAUUUUGCAUGAAUACUACUGCCAAAAAAUGGCUAAUAAUGACAAAGGAAUAUCUUAUAGCUGUAAAGCAGCGAACGACACAUAUUCAGGUUUGCAUGCUCCAUUUUGUAAAUAUAGCCAUCAUUUUGCCAUCUAUAUAUACAUACCCAUAAUAUAUUAUUACUUCUACUACUUAAAACUCGAACAGGGGAAAACAAUGCAGUUGAAUUCUUUAUUUUUUAAGAAAAUUACCAUUUGAAAUAUCGUAUGUAUUCCUUCACAUUCACCCUCAGACAGAAGGGCGUCUUGGUAAGGCAGGGGCGUAGCCAGGGGGGUGUCCCUUUUUAGCAGCCAAAAAUACAGUAAUAGUAUGAGACAUUAUCUAAAAUACAGGAGAAAAUGCCUUGAAAGUCCCUUUUGGGCCCCCUCCCGUAUAAAAUCCUGGCUACGCCGCUGCAAGGUACAAGAAUGUGGAUCACUCAUGACUCUUUAGUGAUGCAUUUUAAGUUGAACUUUUUAAUGCAAUAAUGUUUAAAAAAUGAUCAAUUUAAAUGUGAUCUUAAAAUUCAUCUCGGGGUUAAAGAAAUUCAUACCAGAACAUUUUGCUCCUACUACUACUGAUGAUGUUUUCCAUUUUAUUUGUAUUUAAAAUGACCCCAAAGCUGUCUCACGGUGAGACAAUUUUGAAUGUCAUUUUUGGGUGGGGAAAAAAAUUCCUAGGCUGUUGAAUUGUACUGUUGUUAUUGAGAGGAAAGACGCUAUUUAUGACAGAACUGAAAAUUAACUUAUAUUUCGCCAGUCUAUUAUACAAGUAAUACAAAAUGUGUACAGUUUCGUUAUUUGGCUGAAAUGUCUUUUAAUAAAAAUUUCGUUGAAAUGA